Molecule: messenger RNA, 826 nt
Organism: Aedes albopictus (Asian tiger mosquito)
Lineage: Eukaryota; Metazoa; Arthropoda; Insecta; Diptera; Culicidae
Exons: 2
Coding region: 97-663 (188 amino acids)
Biological process (GO): lipid transport
Cellular component (GO): extracellular region
Molecular function (GO): lipid binding
Source: RefSeq, a predicted model, not a curated record
CUCAAUUUUGUCAACAGGCUUUAAAUUCAACUUGGUCGCGCAUAGUUUUGCCAGUAUAUUUUCUACACUUGAACUGCAAACAUCAACUGUUUAGAAAUGACAAAAUUACUACUCGUUGUAUUAGCAAUACUUACCCAUCAGUUCAUAGCUGUCACGCCACUCGAGGGACCGUCAUCGUCAAAAUCUCUGAUCAAAAUUUUGAACGUGGGUCUCAAAAUACAUGAAGCCAUCGAGGACACCCAUCAGAAUGUUCAAAAAGCGUUGGGAUACCAAUCGGACCAGAAUGUGCUUCGGGCAGUCAAGAGCAAUACCGAUGAAUUGGCGCGCAAGCUGAAAACCAUUUCCAGCACGGUUAAAGAGCAAGCGAUCAAGUACGGAGAACCGGCCUUGCAGAACAUCACCGAUGAAAUCGUGAAUAUGGCGGACAAGAUUAGCAGGGAGGAUCCGGAAACGGCGAAAAAAGCUCAGGAGUAUUUGGCUAGCGUUCAGAGUAGCAUACAAAUGCUGAUUCUCCAAGUGGCAGCUUUGGACGCUAGAAUUGAUAAAGAGAAAGAAGCAGCUACCAAUGAACUGCAAGACACUAUUGGCCAGUUGUUUUUGGCGGCAACGGAUGCUGCGCGAAAAACCUCUGAAGCACUGGAGCCGAAAGUUGAGGAUGAUUAAAUGGGCUGUUUUUAUUAUUAUUCUAAAGCGAUCGUAUUUUGAAAUUUACAUUUAUUUUUUCAGAAUCGCAAAUAUGUUGCUAGCUAAGUUAGAUGUUUAAUGGGGAUUGAUGUAAAUAAAAUGUUGACCUAACGGUUUCCGAUCAUUCUUUCAGGGUAUACCA